AUGCUAAUGGGCUGGCAAUCCCCCAUGACACCAAUCCUGCAAGCAGAAGGCGGACCGGCUCCAGAACCGAUUACAGACGAAACCAUCUCAUGGAUGGCGUCAGUUACCUUCCUCCCCCCGAUCUUCUGUGGUGUCUUUGUGGGAGACCUGGCUGACCGUUGGGGGAGGAAGACCACAACCAUGCUUACUUCUUUAAUGCUAGUGAUCAGUUGGGUCAUCACACUCUUCUCUCUCCGUCCCUGGGCACUGAUAGCGUCACGUGCCGUCGCGGGGCUCGCUUGCGCUGGCUGCUACGUCGUCACUCCCCUAUAUUUAAAAGAGGUGGCCUCAGAUAAGAUACGCGGUGCACUCGGAUCUCUGUUCAUACUAUCGCAAAAUCUCGGCUACCUCAUAGUAUACGUGGCAGGCGACGUGUUCUCCUUCGACGCGGUCAUGUGGAUUUGCACUGCUAUACCCGUCCUACACAUGUUAGUGUUCAUGGCUAUGCCUGAAACUCCUGUAUUUCUAGUCAAGCAAGGAAAAGUGAAGGAAGCCCGCGCUGCGCUCGCAUGGUUGCGGAACACGACAAUCGAUGACAAGAACCUUGAGGAAGAAGUUCAAAUCAUGGAGAGGGAGGAGGAAUACGCUAGGAGCACGAAGAAAGCCUCUUGGAAAAGUAUUGUGCAAGACAAAACAACAUUCAAAGCCUUCAGAAUCGCCGUUAACGUGAUGCUCUCACAAGAAACAUGCGGCUAUCUAGUCGUUCUCAUGUAUGCGGGGUCCAUAUUUGAACAGGCUUCAGAGUCUAUCAGCUUGAAGUUGAGCCCCAAUAAACAGACAAUCGUAGUGGGAGUUAUACAGCUCUUAGGAUCCAUUGUGGCGAGUUGCAUCGUUGAAAAAACUGGUAGAAAGUGGCUUCUAGCAGGGACAUCCUUCGCCACGGGACUGUCAAUGCUGGCUCUCGGUGGAUGGUUCUACGUAACGUCACUCAGCGUGUGGUUGCCGGGCUGGUUGCCUGUAGUUGCCAUGUGCCUCUGCAUCUUCGCGGACGCGGCCGGCUACCAGCCCGUACCAUAUGUCAUCACAUCUGAACUGUUUAGUUUCCAGCAUCGUGGUAUGGUAACAUCGUUCGUGAGCAGCGUCGACGCACUCAGUGACUUCCUACAAACAAAGGCGUACGAUCCUCUCCUGAAAUUGCUCGGCAUUCAUUGGGUUUUCAUACUCUUCUCUCUGGUCUGUUUCGCUGGAACAUUCUACACAGUUAUGUACGUGCCGGAAACUAAAGACAGAUCUCUAGAUGAGAUAUACGCCAUAUUGGAUGGACGGCAGAAAGAAAAAAGGAAAGACGUUGAAAGUGGGAAGGAGAUGAGUAGACUGUCUUACAGGUCGAUCAAUGGCAGGGGUUGUAGCAUU
Molecule: messenger RNA, 1392 nt
Organism: Brenthis ino (lesser marbled fritillary)
Lineage: Eukaryota; Metazoa; Arthropoda; Insecta; Lepidoptera; Nymphalidae
Source: the annotation of a GenBank genome assembly